This is a messenger RNA of Bipolaris sorokiniana ND90Pr, 879 nucleotides long. RefSeq lists its product as uncharacterized. The transcript has 3 exons. Bases 1 to 807 code for a protein of 268 amino acids. The record is from RefSeq and is a predicted model, not a curated record. Lineage: Eukaryota; Fungi; Ascomycota; Dothideomycetes; Pleosporales; Pleosporaceae.
AUGGAUGGUCUGUCUUCUAGCUUCAUUGUAACAGCUGUAGAUACUGUCUCUUCGGCACUAUAUCAAUGGUUUCGUUGCUUUUUGAGUAUUUUAUUCUUCACAAAAAAUUAUGGAGUCAGUGGGUUAGUGUUAUGCUUCUUCGGUAACCGCGACAUCUGGCGCGUUCAGGUACAGGUGUUACGAAGUACGAGCGACAUUGACACCAUCAACUUCCGAAAGUCAGUGCAGGAGGGAUGCAGCAUAAUAGCUGUGGCGAGUACUAUUCUAGCACAGAUUGCUAUCACGGCACUCUCGUUGGAAAACCUCGACCGAACACCCUGGGUUGCCCGAGGGUUCUUUACUUUCAGCCUCGUCUCAUCAAUCAUCGCUGUUUACUACGCCACAAGAGAGUACUGUCAUCUGGGCAGAUUCCUCUAUGCCGAAGAUGUAUGGACAUGGAUUCCCGAUCAAAGCUACAUCAGCGAAGACGAUUUAUUUAAGGAGAAAGUUCCGCUUCUGUCUUCCUUUGGGCUACGCAACAAAGAUGAGGAAAGUGCAGGAGGUAACGGGAAGCCUUCUGCCACUCAACAUGUUUCCUCUCAAGAAGUACCAUCUGGCAAGAUUGGAAGGGCAAGCGCAUCUACAGCACCACCUGGAGAAUCAUCUCAAGAACAAACACAUGAAAGCAAUGCCACUAAGAGUGUGUCUGUUCAGGGAGAGCUUGCGCAAGUCCUCCAAGAAUCAGCUAGACUCCGCAAGGAGUCCGCCAAAGUUGAUGAACGUAUGGCUCAACUUCUGGGAGAAUUUGCAAAAAGUAGUGAAGAGUAGUUUUGGUACAAUUUGAAGAGAAGGUCCGUUUUCCAUCCUAAUGUGGUGUCGAAUAGACUUGGUAGGUGAUGG